GGAGCCCGAGGGGGAGGCGGGGCCUCGCGGCUGUCAAUGUGUCCGUCCUUCACUGCUCCAUUGUCUGCUUCCACCGCCGCUACCGCUAGUGUCUCUCGGGCUCGAGCUCAGCCUCCUCCGGCCCCGCUGCCCGCCCCCGCCCGGACAGAAAUUUUAUGAAUAAGCAUCAGAAGCCGGUGCUCACAGGCCAGAGGUUCAAAACUCGGAAAAGGGAUGAAAAAGAGAAGUUUGAACCUACUGUCUUCAGGGAUACUCUCGUCCAGGGCCUCAAUGAUGCUGGGGAUGACCUUGACGCAGUAGCCAAGUUCCUGGACUCCACCGGCUCCAGGCUGGACUAUCGCCGCUAUGCAGACACGCUCUUUGACAUCCUGGUGGCCGGCAGCAUGCUAGCCCCUGGUGGGACCCGAAUAGAUGAUGGGGACAAGACCAAGAUGACCACCCACUGUGUGUUUUCCGCCAUCGAAGAUCAUGAUGCCAUCAGAAACUAUGCUCAGGUCUUCAACAAGCUCAUUAGGCGAUAUAAAUAUUUGGAAAAGGCGUUUGAAGAUGAAAUUAAAAAGCUCCUCCUCUUCCUCAAAGCCUUCUCAGAGACGGAGCAGACCAAGUUGGCCAUGCUCACAGGGAUCCUCCUGGCCAAUGGGACACUGCCAGCCACCAUUCUCACCAGCCUCUUCACUGACAGUAUAGUCAAAGAAGGCAUUGCAGCCUCCUUUGCGGUAAAGCUCUUUAAAGCAUGGAUGGCUGAAAAAGACGCAAAUUCCGUUACCUCAUCUUUGAGAAAAGCCAACUUGGACAAGAGGUUACUUGAACUCUUUCCAGCUAACCGCCAGAAUGUGGAUCACUUUGCUAAGUACUUCACAGAGGCAGGUCUGAAAGAGCUCUCUGAUUUUCUCCGGGUCCAGCAAUCCCUAGGUACUCGGAAGGAGCUCCAAAAGGAACUACAGGAACGUCUGUCUCAGGAGUGCCCCAUCAAAGAGAUUGUGCUCUAUGUCAAAGAGGAGAUGAAGAGAAACACCCUGGCGGAAACAGCGGUCAUUGGGCUUCUGUGGACGUGUGUCAUGAAUGCAGUCGAGUGGAAUAAGAAAGAGGAGCUAGUGGCUGAGCAAGCCCUCAAGCACCUCAAGCACUACGCACCCCUGCUGGCUGCAUUUAGCUCUCAAGGCCAAUCUGAACUGAUCCUGCUGCAGAAAGUACAGGAGUUCUGCUACGAUAACAUUCACUUCAUGAAAGCCUUUCCCAAGAUUGUGGUCCUCUUUUACAAAGCUGAUGUCCUAAGUGAAGAAGCAAUCUUGAAGUGGUACAAAGAAGCCCAUGUGGCCAAAGGCAAGAGUGUCUUUCUGGACCAGAUGAAGAAGUUUGUGGAGUGGCUGCAGAAUGCAGAGGAAGAGUCUGAAUCAGAAGGUGAAGAGAAUUAGAUGGGCCAGCCAAGCCUGCUCUGCAGGACCCCAGCAAGGUGUCUCCUUCAGGAAGCAAGGCUUGGCUCCCGUGUCUGCAGAAAACUAGUCAAGGCUUCCCUUGUGUAGAGGAGAAGCCCCUACCUUGACAGGCUCCAGGGUCUGAAGCUCCUGGGAGCCCUGCCUGCCUCCCUCUGGUCUCCCUCAGACAAAGCCAUCCAGCAGGGCCUCCAGGAGAGACAAGUUGAGGGUCCCCACCACUUCCUCAUUUGUAGCCGCCCUUUCAGGUCCCCAGCCAGGGGCUAUCACAGGGCUGUGUUGCUAGUUCUGUAUUUGCUUGUGUAUGUGAUUGGACAAAACCACUUUUUUAAAUGAAAAAAAAAUAAAUGGCUUUUUUAAAAACCA
Messenger RNA from Trichosurus vulpecula (common brushtail), 1799 nucleotides. It is a transcript of the gene BZW2, whose product is annotated as basic leucine zipper and W2 domains 2. The record is from RefSeq and is a predicted model, not a curated record. Bases 156 to 1415 code for a protein of 419 amino acids. Gene Ontology annotation, cellular component: cytoplasm; membrane. Gene Ontology annotation, molecular function: protein binding. The transcript is spliced from 12 exons. Lineage: Eukaryota; Metazoa; Chordata; Mammalia; Diprotodontia; Phalangeridae.